This is a messenger RNA of Notodromas monacha, 5160 nucleotides long. The record is from the annotation of a GenBank genome assembly. Lineage: Eukaryota; Metazoa; Arthropoda; Ostracoda; Podocopida; Cyprididae.
AUGUGUUUGAGCAAGACGGGACCCGGGCCGAAUGCCGGCAAACUCGUCCUUGAGGAUGGGACGGAAUUCAAGGGGGUUCUGUUCGGGGCUAAACGGGCGACGGCAGGGGAGAUCGUCUUCACUUAUCCCCUGAUUGGGAAUUAUGGGGUUCCUGAUCCCGACGCUGAGGAUGACCUGGGGCUGAAGAAAUUUGUGGAGUCCUGGAGGAUGUGGCCAUGUGCAGUGGUGGUGGGAGAAGUGUGUGAGCAACCUUCACACUGGAACUCCAAGUACACUUUCCAUGAAUGGCUAGUCAAGGAAGGAGUGACUGGGAUCUCAGGCAUUGACACAAGAGCCUUGACUCAAAGGAUCAGGACAGAGGGAUCCAUGUUGGCCAAGAUAAUCAUUGAUGAAGAUCCCCCUGGAGACAAUAUUCCCUUUGUUGACCCCAAUGCCAGGAAUCUGGUUGCUGAAGUCUCCUAUCCUGUAAAAAGAGUUUUCAACCCAGAAGGAGAACUGAGAGUCUUGGCAGUUGACUUGGGCAUCAAGAGUAACCAGAUCAGAUGCCUGGUGAAACGGGGGUUCAGUGUGACUGUUGUGCCCUGGGACUAUGCAGGACUAAGUCAUCAAGACAUUUUCCAGGACUAUGAUGGACUGUUUCUCUCCAGUGGUCCUGGGGAUCCACAAAUGUGCUCCACCACUAUUGAGAAUUUGAAACAGGUUUUGAAUGCACCAAAGCCCUUUCCAGUGUUUGGCAUUUGUCUGGGUCACCAGUUGCUGGCUACGGGGAUGGUUGGCUACCCCGAGUCCAUGACGGAUCCGUCUUAUCAUGCCCAGAUCUUGGUCUUCACUUAUCCCCUGAUUGGGAAUUAUGGGGUUCCUGAUCCCGACGCUGAGGAUGACCUGGGGCUGAAGAAAUUUGUGGAGUCCUGGAGGAUGUGGCCAUGUGCAGUGGUGGUAGGAGAAGUGUGUGAGCAACCUUCACACUGGAACUCCAAGUACACUUUCCAUGAAUGGUUAGUCAAGGAAGGAGUGACUGGGAUCUCAGGCAUUGACACAAGAGCCUUGACUCAAAGGAUCAGGACAGAGGGAUCCAUGUUGGCCAAGAUAAUCAUUGAUGAAGAUCCCCCUGGAGACAAUAUUCCCUUUGUUGACCCCAAUGCCAGGAAUCUGGUUGCUGAAGUCUCCUAUCCUGCAAAAAGAGUUUUCAACCCAGAAGGAGAACUGAGAGUCUUGGCAGUUGACUUGGGCAUCAAGAGUAACCAGAUCAGAUGCCUGGUGAAACGGGGGUUCAAAGGAGAACUGAGAGUCUUGGCAGUUGACUUGGGCAUCAAGAGUAACCAGAUCAGAUGCCUGGUGAAACGGGGGUUCAGUGUGACUGUUGUGCCCUGGGACUAUGCAGGACUAAGUCAUCAAGACAUUUUCCAGGACUAUGAUGGACUGUUUCUCUCCAGUGGUCCUGGGGAUCCACAAAUGUGCUCCACCACUAUUGAGAAUUUGAAACAGGUUUUGAAUGCACCAAAGCCCUUUCCAGUGUUUGGCAUUUGUCUGGGUCACCAGUUUGGUAACAGAGGACACAAUCAGCCAUGCACUCACCAUGAUUCAGGACAUUGCUUCAUCACCAGUCAGAACCAUGGGUAUGUUGUGGAACCUGAAAACCUUCCUCCUGGUUGGUCAGUGUCUUUCACAAAUGCCAAUGAUGGCACCAAUGAAGGACUGGUUCAUGACACCAAACCUAUCUUCAGUGUUCAGUUCCACCCAGAACACAAGGCUGGUCCACAAGACCUGGAGUGUCUCUUUGAUGCAUUCAAGACUCUGGUGGAGGCCAAGAGGCAAAACCGUCAUUUGGGCACAAGGUCUCUUCUCAAGGAAAUCCUGAGCUUGAAGACAGAAAUUCCUGAACCCCCUGGGUUUGUAGGGAAACGUGUCCUGCUGUUGGGUUCUGGUGGGUUGUCCAUUGGUCAAGCAGGAGAGUUUGACUAUUCUGGGUCACAGGCUGUGAAAGCACUCAAGGAAGAAGGCAUUCAUACUAUUUUGGUCAAUCCCAAUAUUGCCACUGUGCAGACUUCCAAGGGUCUGGCUCACAAGGUCUACUUUUUGCCCAUCACUCCAAAAUAUGUGGAACAGGUUAUUCAAGCAGAAAGGCCUCAGGGGAUCCUCUUGACCUUUGGUGGCCAAACAGCACUCAAUUGUGGCAUUGAGCUUCAAAGGGCAGGAGUAUUUGAAAAGUACAAUGUCAAGAUCCUGGGAUGUUCCAUUGAUGUCAUUGUGAGCUGUGAAGACAGGAAGUUGUUUGCUGAGAAAGUGGCUGAAGUGGGGGAGAAAGUGGCGCCCUCUAAGAUCUGCUACUCUGUCAAGGAUUGUUUGGAAGCUGGGACUGACAUUGGUUACCCAGUGAUGGCCAGGGCUGCUUUUGCACUUGGAGGCCUGGGAUCUGGAUUUGCCAACAAUCCUGCACAACUCACCAAGAUAGUGACCCCAGCUUUCCAGCACACCCCUCAAAUAAUCAUAGACAAAUCCCUCCAAGGCUGGAAAGAAGUGGAAUAUGAAGUAGUGAGAGACUCCAAGGACAAUUGCAUUGUCAUCUGCAACAUGGAGAACCUGGAUCCCCUGGGGAUCCACACUGGAGAGUCCAUUGUGGUGGCACCAUCUCAAACCCUGUCCAACACUGAAUACAAUGUCUUGAGAUCCUGUGCCAUCAAGGUUGUCAGACACUUGGGCAUUGUUGGAGAGUGCAACAUCCAAUUUGCACUGAAUCCAGACAGUGAAGAGUUUUAUAUUAUUGAAGUGAAUCCAAGGUUGUCCAGGAGUUCUGCACUGGCCAGCAAGGCCACUGGGUAUCCCCUGGCCUAUUUUGCUGCCAAGCUGGCCCUGGGUGUGUCCCUGCCAAUGCUGAGAAACUCUGUGACUGCUUGUGCAACAACUGCUUGUUUUGAGCCAAGUUUGGAUUAUUGUGUGGUCAAAAUCCCGCGCUGGGACCUGAGCAAGUUCAACAGGGUCAGUGCCAAAAUUGGCAGCUCUAUGAAAAGUGUUGGUGAAGUCAUGUCCAUUGGGAGAACAUUUGAAGAAGCUUUCCAGAAGGCUCUCAGGAUGGUGGAUGAGACUGUGUCAGGCUUUGACCCAGAUUUGCAGCCAGUGUCAGAAGAAGACCUGCAGUAUCCCACUGACAAGAGAGUGUUUGUGCUUGCAGCUGCAUUGAAGGCUGGCUACAGUAUUGCCAGACUCUAUGAGCUCACCAAGGUGGACAAGUGGUUUUUGUACAAACUGAAGAACAUUAUAAGUAUGCAGGCUGACCUGGGGUUGCUGAGGAAGGGCUCCAGGAUGCCUGAGGUUGAUUUACUUCUGAGGGCAAAGCAACUGGGGUUUUCUGAUGCUCAGAUUGCUGAAUAUGUUGGCACCACUGAGCAGGCUGUGAGGAAGCUGAGGAAAAAUCUUGAUGUGAUCCCAUUUGUGAAGAGGAUAGACACUGUUGCUGCAGAGUGGCCAGCAUCUACCAACUAUCUGUACAUGACUUACAAUGCCAUCAGUCAUGAUGUUGAAUUUGAUGAGGAAGCUGUCAUGGUUCUUGGUUCUGGAGUGUAUAGAAUUGGCAGCUCAGUUGAAUUUGACUGGUGUGCAGUUGGAUGUAUUUGUGAACUGAGAAAGUUGGGCAGGAAGACCAUCAUGUUGAAUUGUAACCCUGAGACAGUCAGCACUGACUAUGACAUGUGUGACAGGCUGUACUUUGAGGAGUUGUCCUGUGAGGUGGUGAUGAACAUAUAUGAGUUGGAAGGGCCUGAAGGAGUGAUCCUCAGCAUGGGUGGUCAGUUGCCAAACAACAUAGCUAUGGACUUGUACAAGCAGCAAGUGAAAAUUCUGGGGACCAGUCCUGUCAGCAUAGACAAUGCAGAGAACAGGUUCAAGUUCUCAAGAACCCUGGACACAAUGCAGAUCUCACAGCCAAGAUGGAAAGAGUUGUCAGACUUGGACAGUGCCAGAGAGUUUUGUGAAUUAGUUGGCUACCCUUGCCUGGUGAGGCCAUCUUAUGUGCUCAGUGGGGCUGCCAUGAAUGUGGUACAUUGUCCAAGUGACCUGGAAGCCUAUUUGGGACUUGCAAGUAGGGUCAGCAAGGACCAUCCUGUGGUUAUAUCCAAGUUUAUCCUUGAGGCCAAGGAGAUAGAUAUUGAUGCAGUGGCCCAAGAUGGAGAGAUCCUGUGCUUGGCAGUGAGUGAGCAUGUGGAAAAUGCAGGAGUCCAUUCUGGAGAUGCCACUUUGGUCACACCUCCACAAGACCUCAACCAUGUGACAUUGGCUCAAAUUAAGCUCAUUUGCAAAGCAAUUGCUGCACAACUCAAGGUCAAUGGGCCCUUCAACAUGCAACUGAUUGCCAAGGAUGAUGAGCUGAAGGUGAUAGAGUGCAACUUGAGGGUCUCCAGGUCUUUUCCUUUUGUAUCCAAGACCUUGGACCAUGACUUUGUUGCCAUGGCAACCAGGGCCAUCAUGGGAGAGCCAGUGGAGCCAAUAGACUGUUUGGCAGGUUGUGGAAGAGUUGGUGUCAAAGUGCCACAGUUCUCCUUCUCCAGACUUGCUGGUGCUGAUGUGAUGCUUGGAGUGGAAAUGGCAUCAACUGGAGAAGUGGCUUGCUUUGGGAAGGACAGGUUCUCUGCUUAUCUAAAGGCUCUGCUUUCAACUGGUUUCAGGAUCCCCAAGAAGACUAUUUUCUUGUCUGUGGGCAGCUACAAACACAAAUUUGAGAUGUUGGGAAGUGUGAGAGUGCUGGAGAAGAUGGGAUUCAAGUUGUAUGCCAGUCUUGGAACAGCUGACUUCUAUGCUGAGCAUGGCAUAAAUAUAGAAGCAGUGGAAUGGCCAUUUCCUGACUUGAGUGAGGCAUCACCAGGGUUGCCAGAGUCAGAUGAGCUGAACAAUGUUGGGGACUUUUUGUCCAGGAAGGAACUGGAUCUUGUCAUCAACUUGCCAAUGAGGAAUGGAGGUUCCAGGAGAGUGUCCUCUUUCAUUACCCAGGGGUACAGGACCAGGAGGAUGGCAGUGGACUAUGCAAUCCCUCUGGUGACUGAUGUCAAGUGUGCCAAGUUGCUGAUUGAGGCUUUGCAGUUUGUGGGUGGUGAGCCCAAAUUGCAGACCUCAGUGGACUGUAUCAGUGCUGGACGUGUGGCAAGACUGCCUGGACUGGUGGACAUCCAU